AGGCACAUACGCAGUAGAUAGAAGAUAGACGAUCCCAAUUAGCGCGCCUCUGUACGUACAUACAAAGAACAGCAGUGUACCCAGCAACGGCAGCGACAGCGAUGGAAGCAGCAACGAUAGCAGCAACGACAGAGAAAGAGAAGGCGACAGCAACAACGACAACAGUCCCAAACGACUGUAGCGACGGCGGCGACUGUAAUGGCGACAGCAACAGAGAUAACAGCAGCAGCAUCAUCAUCAUCAGCGGCAUCACCAUCUCCACGCGUCCCCGUCUCGUCUAUCACGUACAAUACGUACCUACGUCCUCACAUGUAAUCGAGCGUGAAAGCCUUCCCUCCCGUCCAUAGAUAGAUGGACAGAUGGAUGGCAGCAAAAUAUCAAAGAAAAUAAAAAGGCAAGCCGAAAGCCCAGAUCAACAACAGCAGCAGCAACAUCAAGUACCUUCGUACGCAACAAAGAAGAAAAACAAGCAAGUAAAAACAUUCCUUGAGAGUUGUUGUCGUCAGAAACAUUGCCCUAUCAUUUGUCUUUUCUUGUCACUCAUUCCUUUCUUCCUCUCUCUCUCUCUCUGCCUCGUCCUUAGUCGUCGUCGUAGCUCCUCAGUCAGUCAGUCGUCCGUCGUGGUCAUUGCUUCCUCCACCACCGCGUGUGCUGUCGUACCACUACCGAGAGGAAGGCUGACAGCAAGCAUACAUCCCACCGCCCCCAAACAGCCCCUUAUAAACCGAGAAGCAGGGCAGCAGAAAAAGGAAAAAGGGUGAAAGAGAAACGAGUCCGUCCCAUAAGACGCAACAACUUCCAU
This is a messenger RNA of Aplosporella prunicola CBS 121167, 802 nucleotides long. RefSeq lists its product as uncharacterized. The coding region runs from base 360 to 761 and encodes 133 amino acids. The record is from RefSeq and is a predicted model, not a curated record. The transcript has a single exon. Lineage: Eukaryota; Fungi; Ascomycota; Dothideomycetes; Botryosphaeriales; Aplosporellaceae.